This is a messenger RNA of Sparassis crispa, 810 nucleotides long. RefSeq lists its product as uncharacterized. The transcript is spliced from 3 exons. The record is from RefSeq and is a predicted model, not a curated record. Bases 1 to 810 code for a protein of 269 amino acids. NCBI's taxonomy places the organism in Eukaryota, Fungi, Basidiomycota, Agaricomycetes, Polyporales, Sparassidaceae.
AUGCUCCGCAUGCAGCACUCCCGGAAGGCCUCGCCAAGCGCCGGCGAGGCGAAACUCAUGCCGCCAGGCAUGGCGAGGGCUGGCAACGCUGGCGAGAGUGCCACCUUCACGGUGGUGACCGCCUCGAGGCCGCCUCCGGACUUUUUGCUUCAGACGGCGGAACUGCGGGGGAAGGGCAUGGUGGUGCCGUGGACAGUCAAGGCCCCGCUAGCGUGGUCUGCGAGCCCGGGGAAAGCAUAUCGAAAGUUCACAAAAGAACUGGAGUUAGGGUCGGGAUAUCUCGUCGAUGGAAGAGCGGGGUACGUUCGUAGAACAGGAGACAUGAACACUCACAAUGCCCGCCCGUACUGCACAUGCAGCCUAGUUGUAGAGCAAGCAAAGGGUGUACAGGAGGUAGAGCAAGCAAAGGGUGUACAGGAGGUAGAGCAAGCAAAGGGUGUACAGGAGGUAGAGCAAGCAAAGGGUGUACAGGAGGUAGAGCAAGCAAAGGGUGUACAGGAGGUAGAGCAAGCAAAGGGUGUACAGGAGGUAGAGCAAGCAAAGGGUGUACAGGAGGUAGAGCAAGCAAAGGGUGUACAGGAGGUAGAGCAAGCAAAGGGUGUACAGGAGGUAGAGCAAGCAAAGGGUGUACAGGAGGUAGAGCAAGCAAAGGGUGUACAGGAGGUAGAGCAAGCAAAGGGUGUACAGGAGGUAGAGCAAGCAAAGGGUGUACAGGAGGUAGAGCAAGCAAAGGGUGUACAGGAGGUAGAACGGUGUACAGGAGGUAGGGAGAUUAGCAAUAUCAGCGCGAUUAGGAAGACAAAGACAUAG